Nilaparvata lugens (brown planthopper) is the source of this 2218-nucleotide messenger RNA. RefSeq lists its product as uncharacterized. NCBI's taxonomy places the organism in Eukaryota, Metazoa, Arthropoda, Insecta, Hemiptera, Delphacidae. The record is from RefSeq and is a predicted model, not a curated record.
GACUAUCGGCAGACAGUACAGCAUGUCGAGUGGUGGCAGCGGCAGCGAUGGAGAGGGCGGAGGCGGCGACCUGGAGGAAGGCGGGGGCGGAUGUCCGGUGACGAGCGCAUGGCUGGAGGCGGUGCUAGCCGAACACCAUGGCCUGCCUGCCGACUCCAACAACGACGACCUUCUCACAGUCGAGCAGCUGUCCGCCCGCCCCGGGUGUGAUGCCGCUGACAGCGUCCUCUCCGACAUCCUCGCCGUCUCCGUCCGCUACCGCCUCCACGACCAACCCCGCCACCUCCACCUCAUCGUCAAACUCCUGCCCCAAGAUCCCUUCAGUCGCUACUUUGUCACCGAGGCUCAGUUCGACCUGCGCGAAAUCAAGUUCUACACCAAGGUGGUGCCAGACCUGCACAGCCUCGACUCGAGUGUGGAGCUACCCAUUCCGCAGUGCUACCACGCGCGCUACACGGCCGACGUGGAGUCAGUGCUGGUGCUCGAGAACCUCAAGGAGCGAGGCUACGAGGGCGUCGACUUCUCCAAGGGCCUCACGCUGCCUCAGGCCGAGUCCGCGCUCGAGGCUGUCGCGAGGCUGCAUGCACUCGGGCUCGCCUUCAAGAUAAGAGAUAAAGUAGCCCUGGACGAGCACUACCCGUUCCUGUUCCAAACGGCUCGCGCAUCCGACUCCUAUCAACAGCUGGUGGAGCGAGGCCUGCCACAGCUGGCAGCCUUCCUGCGCACGCAGCCCCAAACCGAGCACCUACUGCGCAGCCUGAAUGACAUCAGGCCGCACACCAAAGACAUCAUAGCCGCGCUGCUGGCGCCGCAGGAGCCCCUCGCACUCAUCACGCACACCGACUUCUGGUGCAACAACCUGCUCUUCACACAGAACGACCAGUGUGCCGUGCUCGACUGGCAAAUGGUAACAUACAGCCGGCCAACCAACGACGGCCUCCUACUGGUCAGCUCCCUUCCGACGGAGCUGCGUCGUUCGCACACCUCUCACCUGCUGGACCACUACUGGACGACGCUGACUUCCCUCGCGCGACGCCUCCGGGUCGACAUCGACGCCGACCUCGGCUACGACCGACGCCGUCUGUCGGCCGACUUCCGGCGGUCACAGCUGCUCGCACUCCUACUCUGCAUCGGGUCAGUCGACGUCGCCCUCGGCAACCCCGCCACCGAGCAGCGACUCAUCGACGUGCUGCACGACCUGCACGAGGACGGCAUCCUGUCGCUCGAGGUGCUCGAUCUACCCAAGCACUAGGAGGCGCCACCCACCGUACACCGAUUAUUGUCACAACAGUACCCGAUUCUGAACACUUGUGAUUACAAUAUGAUAUGAAUGUUGAUAUUUUUUGCGAAUGAUAUUAUUUCAAGUAAAACAAUUCUGGAGAGAGAAAUUAUUAGAUGUCAAUGUUUGGGAAUAUUAUUCCAUUAUUGAAAUGUUUCGUGAGAAUGAUAUAUGAAUUCUGUACACAUGAGUAUUCAUUAUUAGAGUAACUAUGAGAUGUUAAUUAUUUUGAAAAUGAUAUUACUACAUUAUUGAAAUGUUUCACAUGAAUGGUGAUUAUGAGUUUCUUAGAUUUCUCGAAAAAGUUUUGAAUUAUGCUUGUAAAUCUUGGUUUAAGCUUGUUUUUCUUUCAAUCGGUGUCAUGAUAAGUAAAUUGUUCCCGCUGACGAGUUUUUCAUGAAGCGAUGUUUUUAUCGAAUGUGCCAAUAAUGUACUUGAAAGGUGAAGUGAGGGUGAAAAUACUUAUUUACCUCAAUGUUUUUUAUCAUCUGAUGAAACUAUCUGACUAAAAUAUUGAUUAUUGUGGAAUAUUUAUUUAUAGUUGAAAUGUCAAUGAUAAAUGUUUUUAGGACGUACAUGCAUACAAGAAUGUGUAAUGAAGGUAGUAUUUAAUAUGAAAUUGAUUUGAAAAAUGAAUUAAUUAAAAAACGUAACUGAAUUGGUUUUUGAAAUGUGCUAAGAUCGGAGUACGGAUUUUUGGUGGACAAUAUGAUACCCAAGACAUCCCUCCCCCCUCUAAACAUGAAUACCAUUCUUCCCCCCCACUGAUACCAAAAAUCGCACGCCCAAAUUCUAUCUAUCGCUAUCAAAUUAUAAUAGUAUAUAUUAUUAUAUUUUAAGAUUAUUAUCAUGACUAUUGAUUACAAUAUAGGAAAUUGUUGUCGAACGAAGAGUUUUAAAUAUUAUAUGUAUAUUAAAAUAUUGUACCGUAUUUGAAAA